Molecule: messenger RNA, 1197 nt
Organism: Pseudopodoces humilis (Tibetan ground-tit)
Lineage: Eukaryota; Metazoa; Chordata; Aves; Passeriformes; Paridae
Gene: KCNK15
Product: potassium two pore domain channel subfamily K member 15
Biological process (GO): stabilization of membrane potential; potassium ion transmembrane transport
Cellular component (GO): plasma membrane
Molecular function (GO): outward rectifier potassium channel activity; potassium ion leak channel activity
Source: RefSeq, a predicted model, not a curated record
AUGAAGCGGCAGAACCUGCGCACGGCCGCGCUCAUCCUCUGCAUCUUCUCCUACCUGCUGGUGGGCGCCGCGGUCUUCGAUGCGCUGGAGUCGGAGGCGGAGAGCGGCCGCAAGCGGCUGCUGGAGCAGAAGCGCGGGGAGCUGCGGAGGAAGUACCGCUUCUCCGCCGACGAUUACCGAGAGCUGGAGCGGCUGGUGCUGCAGGCCGAGCCGCACCGCGCCGGUCGCCAGUGGAAGUUCGCCGGCUCCUUCUACUUCGCCAUCACGGUCAUCACCACCAUCGGUUAUGGGCAUGCUGCUCCCGGCACAGACGCUGGCAAAGUCUUCUGCAUGUUCUACGCCAUCCUGGGCAUCCCCCUGACCCUGGUCAUGUUCCAGAGCCUGGGGGAGCGCAUGAACACCGUCGUGCGGCUGCUGCUCAAGAAGAUCAAGAAGUGUCUGGGCAUGAGGACAACCCAUGUCUCCAUGGAGAACAUGGUCCUGGUGGGCUUUCUGUCCUGCAUGGGCACGCUGUGCAUCGGCGCCGCAGCCUUCUCUUAUUUCGAGGGCUGGACUUUCUUCCACGCCUAUUACUACUGCUUCAUAACCUUGACCACUAUUGGCUUUGGAGACUUUGUGGCUCUGCAGAAGAAUGAGGCUUUGCAGAAGAAGCCCCCAUAUGUGGCUUUCAGCUUCAUGUACAUCCUGGUGGGCCUGACGGUCAUCGGCGCCUUCCUCAACCUGGUGGUGCUGCGGUUCCUGACGAUGAACUCGGAGGACGAGCGGCGGGAUGCCGAAGAGCGAGCGUCGCUGAGGAGAGCCCGCAACAACAUCCACCUCAAGCCCAAAGAGGACAGCCGCAGCAGCAAUGCCAUUUUUCUCCCUGUGGAGGACAGGACGAGCCAGAUGAACCUGAUCCCGCUGGUCCAGGAGGACGCGGAGAGGCAGCGGCGUCAGUCGGCCACCUCGGCGGCCGCGGUGCCGUCCUUCUGCACGUGCCUGUGCUACAGACCCCAGGUGUGUGGCAGCCCGGCGCCCUCCCACCCUGAGACCCUGAGCUGCCACACCAACCCUGUGUACUACAACUCCAUUUCCUACAAAAUCGACGAGGUGUCCCUGAGCACACGGGGUCAGACCGGCUCUUCCCCAGGGAGCACUUUGUCUUCCAACAGCCCUCGCUGCCGGCAGCACCCCCGGCUGCGGAGGAAAUCCAUCUAG